This is a messenger RNA of Ricinus communis (castor bean), 1708 nucleotides long. Its product is annotated as cytochrome P450 85A1. The transcript is spliced from 10 exons. Gene Ontology annotation, molecular function: monooxygenase activity; oxidoreductase activity, acting on paired donors, with incorporation or reduction of molecular oxygen; heme binding. Gene Ontology annotation, biological process: brassinosteroid homeostasis; brassinosteroid biosynthetic process; sterol metabolic process. The record is from RefSeq and is a predicted model, not a curated record. Lineage: Eukaryota; Viridiplantae; Streptophyta; Magnoliopsida; Malpighiales; Euphorbiaceae. Bases 24 to 1610 code for a protein of 528 amino acids.
CAUUUGUCAGCAACCUGGCGUGCAUGGCUAACCAAAGAAACAUCCUUACUCUCUCUGGACCUUCCCAACCCCAAACAUUCUUCCAAUGCUGCUUAAGACUCUCAUUGGCAGAACGAGCUGAGAAUUGGCCUGAAGCAUUUAAACUCCAAUACGUCUCAUCCUCCUCAUUGUCAUCCAAAGGAGGCAGAACAGGAGCAAUAACUAUUACCGUAUUUACAGUAUUUGCUGUCCUGAAAGCUUGGAGGAAAAAGAUCACUACAAGCAAUAAAGAAGACAUUCCUGGUGGCCUUGGCCUACCUUUUGUAGGUGAAACCUUGUCUUUUCUUUCUGCUACUAACAGUACAAGAGGGUGCUAUGAUUUUGUUAGGCUACGACGAAAAUGGUAUGGAAAGUGGUUCAAGACCAGAAUUUUUGGCAAGAUCCAUGUUUUUGCUCCAAGUACAGAAGCUGCAAGAAAGGUGUUCACUAAUGAUUUUGGGGAAUUCAACAAAGGGUAUAUCAAAUCAAUGGCAACUGUUGUCGGAGAGAAGAGUGUAUUUGCUGUACCACUUGAAAGCCACAAAAGGAUUAGACACAUUCUGUCUGCUCUUUUCUCCAUCCCCUCGUUAUCCAUAUUUGUCCAAAAAUUUGAUCAAAUGCUAUCUCAGAGAUUGAAGAACUUACAAGAAAGAGGGAUAACCUUUGCAGUUCUUGACUUCACCAUGAAGCUCACCUUGGAUUCAAUGUGCAACAUGCUAAUGAGCAUUACAGAAGAAUCCUUGCUAGAACAAAUUCUGAGAGACUGCGCCGCGGUUUCUGAUGCCUUGCUAUCUGUUCCUCUCAUGAUUCCUGGCACCACUUACUACAAAGGCAUGAAAGCAAGAGAAAGGCUCAUGGAGAUCUUCAAAGAGAAGAUUGCGAGACGACGGAGUGGGGAGGAGUAUAAAGACGAUUUCCUCCAGUCUUUGUUAGAAAGAGAUUCGUAUCCAUCAAGUGAAAGGCUUCAGGAUUCUGAGAUUAUGGAUAACCUGUUAACAUUACUAGUUUCAGGGCAGGUUAGCUCUGCAGCUACCAUGAUGUGGAGUGUCAAGUUCCUGGAUGAGAACAAAGAAGUUCUGGACAAGCUCAGGGAAGAACAAUCGAACAUAGCCAAAAAUAUGCAAGGAGCUUCACUUUCCAUGGAAGAUUUAAACAAGAUGUCCUAUUGCUACAAGGUUGUCAAGGAAUCACUGAGAAUGUCAAAUGCUGUUUUAUGGCUUCCCCGAGUGGCGCAGAAAGAUUGCACAGUUGAUGGUUUUGAAAUAAAGAAAGGAUGGAAUGUAAACGUUGAUGCAACUCACAUACAUUAUGACCCAGCUCUUUACAAGGACCCUCUGCGAUUCAACCCUUCAAGAGUUGAUGAAAUGCAAAAACCAUACAGUUUCAUACCAUUUGGAGCUGGACCUCGCACUUGCUUGGGAAUAGAAAUGGCAAAGUUGUCUAUGUUGGUCUUCAUACACAGGCUGACCAGUGAAUACGAGUGGAGAAUUGAAGAUCCGGACCCAAGUCUGGAAAGGACCACACAUGUUCCUAGACUGAGAACCGGGUUGCCCAUAACUCUGAAGCCCUUAAAAAGUGCGAGCCAAGACUGAUGAGAUCAACAUUCCACAAUGUUCAAAGCUUUUUAAGUUAUGCUAACAUAUGUAACAUACUUAAUAUUUUCAAAUUUAAACUACUCUUCUCAUACUUA